Molecule: messenger RNA, 4940 nt
Organism: Oryzias melastigma (Indian medaka)
Lineage: Eukaryota; Metazoa; Chordata; Actinopteri; Beloniformes; Adrianichthyidae
Gene: slc16a4
Product: solute carrier family 16 member 4
Exons: 10
Coding region: 820-2526 (568 amino acids)
Biological process (GO): transmembrane transport; monocarboxylic acid transport
Molecular function (GO): monocarboxylic acid transmembrane transporter activity
Source: RefSeq, a predicted model, not a curated record
AACUAUUUUCUCUCCAUACUGAGAACAGUAUCAGUGUUGAGAACUGACAAUCAUGAAGAGAAACCUCUUUACUCAUUUAUCUGAGAGAAAAUGCAAAGAGGAAGAUUUGGAAAAUAAAAGUUGUGUUUUGGGUGUGAAGAACUAACUGUCCUGCAAGUCUCCAGUCACGGAUGCUGUAGCCGCAGAGCUCCCCCCUUCCUCCUCCUCACCCUCAGAUGGGGCUCGCCCGUGCGUCUUGGUCACGUGACCCCCCGGUUAAGAGCUCAGGCUUUGCGCUCUGCGGCUGUUGGCCACUGUCGCGAUGCUGAGGCUGCGAUUGGAGAUGCAGUCCAGCGGCUGCCGCGCGUAGAGGCAAAGUUAUGGCCCGACCAUCCCAGGAGGAGGAGAAGAAGAAGAAGAGGGCUCUACUGCUGCUGCUGCAGCUCCUGUCACUUUCCCUCCCCGCUGUUUGCGCAGAGACGCACAUCGCCUCGGCGAGAAAAGCGCACAUUUUCCGUUAAGGUUGAACUCAUUCAAAAUUUGGGGUCAAGACGGCAGUAACUUCAGGUAUGUGGCGCUGCUGUUGCUUUUCUCUCCAGACCUUUUACUCACACGACUGACGGUCAUUGGAUGGAAAAGUUUGAAGAAUGUGAACAUGUGGACAAAGUGUCCAAAUAUCAGUCUGCAUGAGUGUGCAUCUGGAUACUGUCAUAGCGCUAAGUGUCCUUCAUGCAGUUUGAGAAUGACAGAGAGAAGAUAGGUGUUGUCAGUAUUGCCUUGACCUGCAGUGCCUACAAGCAAACUACAGAAGACAGCAACACAGGUAAAACAUAGGCUGCCAUGAAUCUGUUUAGGAAAGAUGCCAUGACCUCAAAGAAGGAGAAAGAGAAGGCAGUCCAAUAUGAGGACCCCCCAGAUGGAGGUUGGGGCUGGAUGGUUGUGCUUCACUGUUUUCUAGUGAAUGUCCUGGUGAUGGGCACCUUGAAGAGCUUUGGGAUCUUCUUUGUGGCAUUCCAAGAUGAGUUUGGAGGCUCAGCAGAGAGCAUUAGCUGGAUCGGUUCCAUCAUGUCUAGUCUGCGUCUGUCAGGAGCACCUAUCGCCUCCAUAGCCUGUGCAAAGCUGGGGACCAGAGUCACAUCAAUAUCUGGGGCGGUCCUUGUUAGCGCAGGAUUUCUUAUAAGUAUUUUUGCCAGUAGUGUGGUAUAUCUCUACAUUAGCAUGGGAGUGAUAGUAGGAUUUGGUUUUGCCUUGUUGUACCAAUCCUUCUCUGUAGUAACAGCACUGUACUUCCGAAAGAGGUUGGCUACAGCAUAUGCUAUUGGGCGCUCAGGGAUGGGCUUGACUUUCGCUCUUGCUCCGUUCACUCAGCUGCUUCUGGACCAGUAUGCGUGGCAAGGGGCAAUGUUGAUUCUUGGUGGUCUCAUGCUGAACCUCGUGGCCUCUGGGAUGCUUCUGCGACCCAUCAAUGUGAAACCUCCGGUUUCAAAUACUACCUCUUUACCCACCCAAAAGAGCCCUGCUGUUUCCCUGAAAAGCUCGGUGGAAAAAGAAUGCUCCAAGAGCUGCCUAAGUGGUUCUGCUCAUUUAUCCAAUGGCAUUUCCAAAUCAGACUCUCUCCCAUCCUCUCCUUCACCUCAAAGAGACACUGAGAAGAAUGGGAUGGGGUUGAAUUCAGGAUCAAAGGAGCAGGCAGUGAAUUCAGAAAUGACUGGACUAGUCUUGAAUGGUGUUCAUGAGUCCCACCAUGAGGAAAAACCUACAACUCCAGAAACCCCUUCAGAACUCAAUGGCUGCAGCAAUGGAUCCACCAGUGUUGGAUUUUCUUCAAAUGCUGUUACACCCACUGAAAUGACAGUCAAAAAGGUCAGAGUCCUGGACUUCUCAUUACUGAAGGACCCGUUCUUCUGCAUCUACACCUGGUCCUUGGUCUUCAGUCAGCUGGCAUACUUCAUCCCCUAUUUCCACCUGUCUGCUAGAGCACGGACUCUGGGAAUCGACCCCAUGGAUGCUUCCUUUAUCAUCUCUGUGGCAGGUAUCACAGAGACCAUUGCUCAGCUGGCCUCUGGCUGGGUGACUGACAGGAACUUGUUCCACAAAUACCAUUUCCACAAAGCCUACCUUAUACUCUGCGGCUUGGUCAACUUGCUCUCCCCGCUGGCAACUUCCUACAUCCUGUUGAUGGUGUACGCUGUCUUUUUCGCCAUCUUCUGCGGUGGUUACAUGGCUUUGCUUCUUCCUGUUCUGGUUGAUCUCGUCGGCUCAGAGAAACUGAAUAACUCCAUGGGCUUCUCCAUGUUCUUUGUUGGCUUGGGUUGCCUCACAGGUCCUCCUUUGGCAGGGUUCCUGUAUGACUACACUCAAACAUACGACUGCUCUUUUUACCUGGCGGGGCUCUGCUACCUACUCUCCUCCCUCUCGCUGUUCAUGGAGCCGCUGGCUCAGCGCUGGAAGGCCAGACAGAAACUUUCCCAGACCAAGACAGCCGAGAGCAGCUGUAAGACCAAUGGCUGCUUCACCCCUGACCACUUGCAAAACGGUGUUGUGUAAGCAUGAAAUCCAGGAAAGGCCUUCUAUCUUGAAGCAGCAUGCUCUUGACCACUGACCUGCAUGCCUUGGACCAUGGACACUGGCUUCAAGUCAAGACCUCGAGCGUUCCGCUUGAGCAUCGGCCUUAAAAUAACAUGAGAACUCGUGAGAGUGUGAACUUUUUAUUAUGCUGAAUCUCUCCAAAGCCAAAAUACUGUCUGUUUUCUUGUCAGAGGCACAAGCAUCAAAACUGAGGGUAAUCCCAAGCACAUAAUUUAUUGAAGAAGAAAAAAACUAGUUAAUAACAACAAGCAAUAUGUCCAGUCCAGUUUUAACAGAUGGCACACGGCUCAUGAAGAGGGACGCUCUCUGGAAGCAUUUACCUGCAUCUGCAUACCUGUACUCACUGAUGUGCACUUUGGGCCAAGCUGAGAUAACAUGACAUAUUCUGUUGACCUUUAGGUACUCAGAACACUCAUCUCUCACGUCAUUGCAGCCUGAUCCUGGGACACCAUGUGUAAUCUCGAAUAUGAAGCCAAAAAAGCACAGUAUGAGGAAAAUAUGAUUUAAUGAUGUUAUUAUCAAUAAUUUACUAAUUUAGUUCAUUAACUUUAUAGGAUCGUUUUUAGGUUUUAGCUUUUCUUCUUGUGACUUUUUCUAUUGAUGGGUUCUGUCUUCAAAAACAUUGUAAAACUUUUGUCUUAAUCUCAUGUUAGACAUGUGUGAAUUAGCUUACUUUUUUUAAACUGGAUGCUGUUUAGAACCUAAACAGGCACCAAAAGUCAGCUUGGAGCUGAGCCCCCUUCUUCUUUUUUUGUUCCCUCCUGACUUGAUGCUUUCACAUAAGGUAACCCUCAGGAAGACCGUCGAGAGCGCAAACUGAUGCUCCGCCACAGCGUCCGUCCCUUAUUUUUAACCUGAAAUUUAAACUGCUCUCAUUAUAAAUAGAGCGGGAGUACUCGACACUAAAUUUGUUCCUCAAAUGGUUAUUGAACUACUUGGACUAAAAACACAGCUGUCACUACUUGCAUAAGGGCACUCAGUAAAACUCCAUACCACCUUAAUCAUUCAGUUUGACAGCUUUAGCCGGCCAUAAUGAUGAGGUCAUCCACGCCAGCCUACGUUAGGCUUUUUAGCUUCUCUUCAUGUCUCACAUUUUAUGUUAGAUUUUGUGUAAUAGAGCUGUGACUACACUUAUGGUUUCAUUUAUUUCAACAGUGGCUGCAAUUUUCUGCACAAACCAACUCACUUUUUUUCUGUAAAAACUUACUCUGUUUGCCUUUUUAAACAAAUAAUGACUUGAAAUGUUGUUUUGUUGGUUAUAAAGUACUUUUACGUGAGUAGCUGAGGCAGUACCUGGGAACAUUUUCAAGCCUAAAUCAGAGCCGUUUUAUACAGAAAGAUUUUCCUCUAAUUUAUGCGCACAAAUGACCAGCCCUCUUUCUCUUAUACAUAUUUCAAUCCCAGUGGAGCUGAGGGAAGAUAAAACCAAUGAACUCCACGGUACAAUUAGGUUUUCUGUCAUUAAUGCGGGAUCUUGUUCUUUUUUAUGAAAAUAUUUGUCCAAUCAAGAUGAAUUGCUGACUAUAAACCCCCAACUGGAAUUUUACACAACAAUACCCCGACCUUUAGGUGCCUGCAGGAAGCCAACGUAUGGCAAUGCAAACGUACACUUUUGUUCUGUUCAUAUGGGAUUUUUUUUAUAUGGGAUCGGUUUUUGUGUUUAUAGUGGGUUCACUGUUUUCCACAAUUGCCUUAUGAGGUCAUGUAUCUUAUACAACUUUUCUCUGAAGUCUCAGCCAAAGAUCACAUUAAUAAAACUAUUGUUUGUUAGUUUGUGAAAUGGUUUGGAUUGGAUGGAAUCCAUUUGCAUAUUUUCUGUCCUACUUGAAAACACCCUGCACCUUGGGUUUGGUUAUGCUGCCCUCUAGUGGCAGAAGAGGAGUCCUACUUUAAGAAUGUCAUCUCAAUUAGUGACAAAUUAUUCCCCUUCAUCUCACUUUCACAAUGCAGAGCGAGGCUCUUUGUAUUGUUUCUAUAACGACAGCGAAGCACAAAAGCUCUUUUGACUCACCAGCAAUAUGCUUUUGUGAUUUAGGGCCACAGAAGCCCGUCUCAAUCUUUUAUGAGAAUGCUUUAAAUUUAGAUAUUAUGGAUCAUUUACGACUUUAUAUCCUGUGUUUAAAAACAAAAAAAAAAGUUAAAAUAUGUUUUUAUGUAAUCUCCAUUGUGAUUCAACCACCACAAAUGAAAAGCCGUUUUACCCGAAGUCUUUGUUGUGCAUAAACUUGGGAAUACGUGUUUUUUCUGGUGUUUUUGUUGAACCAAACCUGGAUUUUUUUUGUUGUUAUUUUUCCCCUGACAGCAAACACUUCAUGUUUCAGCCUGGUGACAGUGCUGCACGGGUUAGCGGUAAUAAACUCAAGUGUGAGUCA